AUGCCUCGCCAGGCCGCCUCGCGGUUGGUGGUGGGAGAAGGUGAAGGACCCCCGGGGGCUUCCGGGCCCGCGGCUACCAUGCUCCGCUCCCUGCUGCUUCACUCUCUGAGGCUCUGCGCCCAAACCGCCUCGUGCCUCGUGCUGUUCCCGCGCUUCCUAGGCACAGCCUUCAUGCUCUGGCUUUUAGAUUUCUUGUGCAUCCGCAAGCAUUUCCUGCGUCGUCGUCAUCCUGACCACCCUGAGCCCGAAGUAGAGCUCAACAGUGAAGGCGAGGAGGUGCCCCCCGACGACCCACCCAUCUGCGUAUCAGACGACAACCGUCUGUGCACCCUGGCCUCUCUCAAGGCCGUGUGGCAUGGCCAGAAGUUGGAUUUCUUCAAGCAGGCCCACGAGGGUGGCCCUGCGCCUAACUCGGAGGUCAUCCGGCCUGAUAGCUUCCAGAGCCAGCACAUCCUUGACUAUGCACAAGGGAGUCGCCCACUGGUCCUCAAUUUUGGCAGCUGUACCUGACCACCGUUCAUGGCGCGAAUGAGCGCCUUUCAGCGCCUGGUCACCAAGUACCAACGUGACGUUGACUUUCUCAUCAUCUACAUCGAGGAAGCCCACCCAUCCGACGGCUGGGUCACCACAGAUUCGCCCUACACCAUCCCACAGCACCGCAGCCUGGAGGACCGUGUCAGUGCGGCAAGGGUACUGCAGCAAGGUGCACCCGGCUGUGCUCUGGUCCUGGACACCAUGGCCAACUCCAGCAGUUCCGCAUACGGUGCCUAUUUUGAGCGCCUCUACGUCAUCCAGAGUGGCACCAUCAUGUACCAGGGAGGCCGUGGCCCGGACGGGUACCAGGUGUCUGAGCUUCGCACUUGGCUGGAGCACUAUGAUGAGCAGUUGCAUGGUACUAGGCCACGUCGAUUCUAAAUAGCCCAGGGACAAGUGACUGACAUUGGAGGGCUAGGCCUUCCAAGUCCACAUGCCAGUGCUACAAUGAAGUCAAGAGUAUCUGGGUGCCCAUGCCCCAGAUGUGCACAGCCACAGAACUCAGGCUGGCUGAGUCUGGCUCUCAGCCACCUAAAGACUCUGCUAUAGUGACUCCCAUUUGUACCUGCUUGGCUUGCUCUAGGGAGCAUUGCUGUGGCUGGCAACUUUGUCCCUGAUGGAGUUUACCUGCUGGACUUUCUCACACCUGCUCCCAGUGCUCCUUCAGCAAUGCAGGAAUGUCCGUAGCAUCUCACAGCUCUGACUUGUUAGCCACGCCCGCGCGCCCUGAGCGCAGCUGGGUUCCAGCAGCACCACAGGCUCUUGCUAGUUGCCUGGCACCCACCUGUCGCGCGCGCAGGGAGUCCUGCUGCUUUUGUGUUUAUGUCUUGUCCCUGAGUUGGGGGAGGGACUCAGGAUAGGGAAAGGGUGGGCAGGGUAUUUUCCCCGCCUAGCUUUGGGUGCACUGGAGCCCGGCUGCUGAUGACGAACCGUCUCUAACUGGACUUGUCCACGGGUCGGCUCUGAAUUGCAGGAGGGCUCUAAAACAGCGCCUAAAGUAAGAGGGGGAGAAUGCUCUGGGUUCCAUAACGGAACCGCCAAAAAUGGGGUGGAAGAGGGACCAAAGGAAGUGGCUUGAGGU
Arvicola amphibius (Eurasian water vole) is the source of this 1615-nucleotide messenger RNA. RefSeq names its product iodothyronine deiodinase 3 (gene Dio3). Lineage: Eukaryota; Metazoa; Chordata; Mammalia; Rodentia; Cricetidae. Gene Ontology annotation, molecular function: thyroxine 5'-deiodinase activity. The record is from RefSeq and is a predicted model, not a curated record. The transcript has a single exon.